GAGACCAUGUCUGAGAGAAAAGCCGCCAUCACGAAGGCUGACAUGAGCGAGGACAUGCAGCAGGACGCUAUUGAUAGCGCCACUCAAGCUUUGGAGAAGUACAGCAUUGAGAAGGACAUCGCUGCAUACAUCAAGAAGGAGUUCGACAAGAAGUACAACCCCACAUGGCAUUGUAUUGUCGGCCGCAACUUUGGCAGCUACGUCACCCACGAGACCAAGCACUUCAUCCAUUUCUAUCUGGGACAGGUGGCCGUUCUCCUCUUCAAAUCAGUUUGAACAAUGAACCAUGAAGAUGGAUUAUGAAACCAAUAGAUAACAUUACGGCUGCCAAGUCCUCAAGUCCAUAUCUCCCAUCUAGGAUAUAAUGCAUAAAUAUUUCACACAAAUAAAUACCUUUGUUGAAAUUCUUGGGAAUAUUGAAAUACAAAAUAUUAUUUUCUCUGUAUAAGUGAACAAUGCAAAAUUUUACAGACCAUAUCACAUCCAAUGAAAAUAAUACUUUGUGCCUUUUAAAUGACAUUUUGCACCUUUGUCUUAUCUUCCUAUCUGAUCCCUUGAUACGUCUUUGAUCUCAGACUUUUAUGAAUGUUCACAGAUGAUCAGUUUGUUUGUCGUUUUGUUGUAAAGUAUUGAUGUGUAUCGUUCUAAAGUAAAUAAACCUUCUGUUUAAAAUCAGGUCAAACACCAUUUAGCUGACACCAAGACGUCAACCCGUUUCAAAUCCUAACAAGAUAUGUCAAAAGAAAAUAUUGAAAUAAGUUGUUUAUCGUUCAUGUUACAAUCUCAGUUUUACCUAUUGUUAAGUUUUGGGGAAAAUAAAUAAUUUAAAUCUAA
Molecule: messenger RNA, 834 nt
Organism: Haliotis rubra (blacklip abalone)
Lineage: Eukaryota; Metazoa; Mollusca; Gastropoda; Lepetellida; Haliotidae
Product: dynein light chain 2, cytoplasmic-like
Exons: 1
Coding region: 7-276 (89 amino acids)
Biological process (GO): cilium assembly; microtubule-based process
Cellular component (GO): cytoplasmic dynein complex
Molecular function (GO): dynein light intermediate chain binding; dynein intermediate chain binding
Source: RefSeq, a predicted model, not a curated record